CUGUUAACAUUUUAUAAUUUAACUUAGCCCGCUCCUCCCCCCUGUGCAUUUGAAUGGUACAGUCCGGAUCUUGAACUGUUUUGCGGGAAGCUGUUUCCGUGUGAGGGAAACAGCAAAACGACCUGUAAUUAAAGGUACCAUUUUUAACGGUGAGAUGGAUUCUCCCAACCUGUCUGGUGUGGACAAGGAGAGCUUCUUGGAGGGCCUGCAGCGGCACGGUAGCAACCCUCUUCAUAGUACUGCCAUCGAGGAAGAUCUGAACGUUUUAGAGGAGGGACAGAUUAAUAAAAGACUGGGAGGAAGAGAGAAGAUUCCUAAAACAGCCCGGACUGAGAGAAAGCAGCGUGGAGCUGCUAUGAAGAGGAAGGAGAAAGAGGGAGAUGAAGAGGAAGAGACGGAGAGGAAGAGGAGCAGGAAAAGCAAUAAAGUGAAGGCCAAAUCCAGCUCAGACGUGGAUACACCUGCAGCACAAGAAGGCUCAGAGGAGGAGGAGAAACGGUCGGUGCGGAGCAGCGGUCAGCCUGCCCCGACAGGUAUUCGCCGUUUGGUUGGGAAGGAGCCCGCCAGGAAGAGUGCACAGCUGCUGUCUGCAACAAGACCGGUGAAAAGUCGGAAGCUGAAGGAGAAGAAGAGAGAAAGUCCAGACGUGAGCAGUGAAGCUCAGUCAGAGGAGGAAGGUGGCUCUGGUCGAGCCCAACGGCAGCGCCGGAGAGUCCUGUCCUCUGAUGAGGAGGUGGAUGAAGAAACCAGCUGGAAACCAGGUCCAAACAAGGCCAGAAUGCCAAGCUGGGGCAGAGCUAGAAAGUCCUCAUCUGAGCGGUCCAAAUCCAGAAAGUCUUCAGAAGAAGAGGUGGAAAAAGCCAGCAGCGAUAAGCGGAAGAGGAGGAGGCCUGCCGGUCGGAGAGUAACAGAUCUGGAGGUGGUGCUUGAUGCUUUCCUGGAGUUCUGUGACCAGUACAGGGAUUCUGUGGAGUCCACGUCAAUCCAACGGUCUAUCGAUAGUUUCUCCAACAACGUUGAAGAGCAACUCCUGGAGAAGAUCUCUUCUUGUAAGGAGCUCAAGGUCCUGAAACGAGAGAACCAAAAGGUGGGUUCCCUUAUCCACAAAAAAACACAGAGGCUUCUGGAUGCCAAGCAUGAGCUGAUGAGGGCAGAAAGGCAGGUGUGGCUGCUGCAGAAGGAGAAAGCUGAACUUCAGCAAAGAAUAGCUGAUCUGAGACAAGGCCGGGCCUUCCUCCAUGACAUCAGGGAGCUCAACAGACAAUAUCUGGACCACCGAUGCAGCAACCCCAUUGAGAAAGAAACGUAUGGAGCACCCAGCUUACCAGCUCUGCUGUUGGAGACGAAGCUUAUUCAGACGACGGAGCUUCAGCCGAGUGGGAUCAAUAACCAGCUGGGAAAGAGACAGAAGAAAAAUUGGACUCAGAAAUAAAAUGCUUUUACCCCAUUGUCCCAUCAAACACUCAUUUAUCAGAAACGUAAUCUUCUGAGUAAUGCUUAUGCUACUUUUUCUUGACAAAGAUAUGUUUAAUAAAUUCAUACAUGUU
Molecule: messenger RNA, 1547 nt
Organism: Melanotaenia boesemani (Boeseman's rainbowfish)
Lineage: Eukaryota; Metazoa; Chordata; Actinopteri; Atheriniformes; Melanotaeniidae
Gene: cenpu
Product: centromere protein U
Exons: 13
Coding region: 155-1432 (425 amino acids)
Cellular component (GO): nucleus
Source: RefSeq, a predicted model, not a curated record